This is a messenger RNA of Halteromyces radiatus, 1423 nucleotides long. RefSeq lists its product as uncharacterized. Bases 49 to 1383 code for a protein of 444 amino acids. The record is from RefSeq and is a predicted model, not a curated record. NCBI's taxonomy places the organism in Eukaryota, Fungi, Mucoromycota, Mucoromycetes, Mucorales, Cunninghamellaceae. The transcript is spliced from 3 exons.
UUUUUUUUUUCAUACCUGGAGUAAUUAACGAUACCCUUUUUUAUAUCUAUGACCAAAAAGAUUAUUGCAGUUGAUCUUGAUUUUCCAAAACAAGUAGAAUUUUAUGGACCUAGACCCAAUGAUAAACAUUCUACUUUUCCAAAAAGACAAAAAUUACGAGGAAAAUUACGACUUGUUACUUCUCAACCUACUCGACUUUCUAUUAUUGAAGUUCGUUUUAAAGGUUCAAGUCAAUUAUAUUGGCGAGAUCCUCUUACUCAUUCUUUAUUAGCUAAUAGAAUGCAUGCUUGGAAAACUAUUCGAAAAUCAAAACAUAUUCUAUUACAAGACGGAACUAUUCCAACUGGUGUGACUGAUUUAGGUUUCGAAAUUACUAUACCUGGUUAUGUAUGUCCAACUUAUCAAGCUGAUUAUAUGAAUGUGAAUUAUAUUAUAUCUGCCAAAAUCAUACCUGUAGCCAAAUUUGCUAAAGAUAUUGAAGUAGAAAAAACGAUUGAUAUACGCAAAACAUUGAUGCCAAAAGAUAUUGCUUAUGGAAUGGUCACUGGUUAUAAAGUUCCUCGAACUAGUAUGCAUGGAAAACGUAAUGGUUGUCUCUCUUGGGAAUUCAAAGUACCAAAAUGGGUGUGUAUGGGUAAUGAUAUUGAAUUUGAAGGCGUUUUGAAAUCUUUACAUGAUCAACUUUUGGUGGAUAUGAUUCAAGUGGAUGUAGUACAAGAAGAAUUAUACCAUGAUGAUGGAAGUGAUCAAGGACGUAGACAUCUUACUAUUUGUCCCAAUAUACCUUCAACUUACCUUCAUCCACCAUUAAGUUGUACUAUUGAAUUCCAAUUCCCGUUAUCGAUAAUCGAUAAAGGUACUCUACGAUCAAGUGUACAAGACAAAAAUAACACUUUAGUCAAACGCGAUGUUCUCAAUUACUCUUUGGAUUCACCUUUUCUCAACGUACGACAUUUCAUACGUAUCAUGAUUUAUACCCGAUAUACCAAUCAUCAUGAUAAUCAGGAUAGAAAAUCACCACCUAUUUGUCUUGGGUUACCUAUUUAUAUUACAGAAAGAAUUGAUAUGUCCAAUGAAUUACCAGAUGUUCUUCCAUCCUAUCGAAGUGUAGCUCGUGAUGGUGAACGACUUCCAGAUUAUGUGACUCAAUCAUAUGAUGAAGAUAAUGAACAACAAGUGAAUCAAGAUGAAGAUGAAGAUGAUGAUGAUGAAGAAGAAGAAGAAGAUCAGAAUCGGUCUAAUGGAUGUUCUCUUGAAUUUUUGGUCGAUACAUUUGGACAAUCAAGACAUUCAAGAUUACCUCAACGAACGGGAGCUGACAAGCGGGGAAAAAACAUGGUGAUACAAGAAAGACGAUUGGAUGAUUUUUGGUUAUUGAAAUAGAUGAUUUUAUCCUGAUCAUUAUUAUUAUUAUUAUUAUUAU